Neocloeon triangulifer is the source of this 1939-nucleotide messenger RNA. RefSeq lists its product as uncharacterized. Bases 1 to 705 code for a protein of 234 amino acids. The record is from RefSeq and is a predicted model, not a curated record. NCBI's taxonomy places the organism in Eukaryota, Metazoa, Arthropoda, Insecta, Ephemeroptera, Baetidae. The transcript has 6 exons.
AUGGAAGGCGAGGCCGUUUAUCACGAGGUGCCGCUUGAUUCGGAGGACCAGAAAGAAAAGUCGGUCACAAUCAGGAUGCCCAAAAGGGUUGAAACAAAGAAGGUGGAACAUCGUUGCUUGUUGAUCACCUUCAUUGUCGGCAUAGUCUUACUAUUAGCGGCCGUUUUAGCCUCCGCCCUACUCGUCUACUUCCUCCUUGAAGCCAAAGUGAGCACCUUGGAAGAGAAAAUUGCCUUAAACAAUGACCAUUUUCCACAGGUGGAUGAGACGCUGAUAAGUCACCAAUGCGCCAUUGCACCUAAUUUGACUCAAUUGCCCAACGGAAAGAAAUAUUUCUUCUCUGAUCCAAUUUACCGGAAUUGGACUGAGGCUGACAAAGGGUGCAAGAGGAUGGGCCUGCACCUGGCCACCCCGAGGGACGAAGCCGACCUGAACGCGACCUGGGUAGAAGCAAAGAAAACAAAGGAUGACGUUCCUUGGUGGUUAUCUGCCAAAAAUUACGGCAACGAAAGAAAAUACGACAUUCGCUGGCAGGACGGCUCAGAGUUGGAGCAAAACAGCACCUUGUGGAGGGCCUAUGGUGACAAACUCACGGGGGGCUGCGUCUUUUUCUCCACUGACCCUGACUUGAGCGAAAAAUUGAGCGGCAGGUCGUGCAGGGGCAAUAGGUUUUUUAUUUGCGAACUGCCGAGCGAAUGUUACUGAAAGAAUAGCCAAUUGCUGCUUUAAUCAAAUCGUUUUUUCCAUCUGAUUGUAGCGAAAGAAUCAGCGCGAUGACUUUUUCAAGUUUUGCAAAUUACAUUUAGUUUAGCUGAGGCCGGUCUCGCAAUUCGGAGGACUAGAAAGAAGGCUCGGUCACAAUCAAGGAUGUCAAAAAGGGUUGAAACAAAGAAUGCGAAUAGAAGCAUUGGUUUUCCAGCAUCCAAUUAGCCACGAGCUUUCUCGUCUACUCCCUCCUCACGGCCAAAAUAAGGAAAUAUAUUAUUUUGUUGGCCAAACGCGCUGAGUUGACCACUUCUUAGAUUAAUUUAAUUCAAUUUAAAAGCAAUUAAUAAGUUAAUGCCUAUUUGAUUGAAAAAUUUAAACAAUUACUUGUGUAUUAUUUUCCUAAAAUAUUAAUUAUGAAAUGGACCAAAUACUUCUUUUGCAAUCCUACUAAUCUCAUAAUUUAACAAUGUCCUUCAAUUAGUAUUUUCAAUUGAAACGUUCUUAAUUGUUUUGAAUCAACAUCUCUUAAGUAGUUAUUUAUUAAAUUUACCUUAUCAAGCAAGAGAAUAAAUUUCACUGUACUUCAAAAUUUUGAACCUAAUCUCUCUUGAAGCGUCAGAAUUAAAUGCUUAAAGACAAUUAAACAAAUAGGCGGCAUAAUUAAUAAUUUUCAAUCAAGUUAAGUGAAAAAUUUGUGUGAAUUCUGAUGUUCCAUCUGGGCAAAGUUUGAUAUCAAAUAUUAUAUUUAUUUUACAAAAAGUUGCCGAUUUCCUUAGGAAAAUGACUUAAAAUUUCCGCGUGUAACUUGUAUGCUGAGAAAAAUGUGUCACGUGAUUUGUAUAGAACCGGCUUGUGUGUCGCUUUGUGGCCGGUGAGUUGUAACUUUUUGCCGCAGUUGCCGCAUCCCUGUCAUGCGAGAUGUUUCAACAAAUAAAUAAACUGAACUUACAGUUUCUGAAUCUUUGCGUUUUAUGAGGUCAAUGCAAUGGAAUUGAUAAAUCUUAUUGAAAAAUAUAAAUUCCUCUUUUUAAUGUUCCUCUUUUUAAUGGUAUCACACCUGGUUCUCUUAUGAAAUAUUGUCCUGAUUCGUAACUCAACAAAAUUGUUAAAGCUGCAGGAUUUAAAUUAUUUGUAAUAUUGCUUUUGUCUAAGAAUAUAAUUAUGUAUUUAGGUGCUUGUUAUACUCUGAUUUUAGGCUUUUUGUAUUUAUUUUGGCACAAAAAAUAUUAAA